UUAUCUUGAUCAAGAACUGUAUCCUGACUUGUUCCUGUUACUUCUGAGUCAUUCCUUAACCCGAGUUGUACUCUGCUACUUCCCUAAUAAACCACUUGACUGUAAGUACAGCUCGUGAAUUCUAUGAGACAUUGCAGUGAAUUACUCAACCCAUAGACAGGAGGGAGAGUACUGAGGGGAGGAGGAGCAGUUGAUGUUAGAGAUGAUGGAGUAGGACAGCAGUUUGGAAAAACUGGACAUUUGGGAUCUCUUUAACCUCCGUCUCAUAGGAACAAGCUUUACGCUGAUCCUUAUAAAAGAAAUUACUCGUUUAAAUGGGAAAUUCUAGAAGACUUUGAAAAAGUAGAAGUCAGUCAAGCUUUGCAAGAUGGAGGAAAGCAAAGAUAGAAAUGAGAAUGUGGUAUUAGGGAGACCAGUCAAAGGGAUGAGACAAGGAAGAGGAGACACUGAGAACACUGGGAAGAGUAAUGAUGGAGUUCCAGAGCAGAGAGGGCAGUGAGGGGAAGGCAGAGUUGAGUAGAUAUACCAACUGUAGAUUAAAGCCAAUUGAAGCUGGGCAAUUGUUUCACAGAUGUGAAAAUAAAGGUUUGGGCAGGUGAAGUGACUUUUCAGAAUCACAUGGGGAAUUUUCCAGGGCAGUAAGAAGGAGGCUGGAGACCAGGAGAGCAGCUGGAAGCGAGAGACAUAGAGAAAGCCAGAAAGAAGUCAGGGCUGGAGGGGAAAUGAGAAGCUGAGUAGGAGGCCCAGGGCUGUGGGAAGCACAACUUUUCUCUGAUAGCCUCUCUGAGGGAGAAACUGUCAGUUGGAAAAGAGAGGAAGUCAGGUUUGCUGAAAUCGGAGAUCAAACACCAGGUCUGAGUCAGAAAUUCUGUCUCCCAGCGAAAUGCUGCUUCUGGCACUUCUAUUGCUGGUAGUUCUCCUUCCAGAUGGCAAUAAUGAGGACGGUUUCCAGGGGCCAACCUUCUACCUCAUCCAGACCUCAUCCUUUGCCAACAGCACUUGGGCACAAAAUCAAGGCUCAGGCUGGUUGGAUGAUUUGCAGAUUCAUGGCUGGGAUAGUGACUCAGGCACCGCUAUUUUCCUGAAGCCCUGGUCCAAGGGUAACUUCAGUGAUGAGGAGAUGAUAGAGCUGGAGGAGCUAUUUAGAGUCUACCUCAUUGGAUUUAUUCGGGAAGUGCAGGACCGAGCCAGUGAUUUCCAGAUGGAAUACCCCUUUGAAAUCCAGGGCAUAGCAGGCUGUGAGCUGCUUUCUGGGGAGAACACUGUAAGCUUCCUGAGGGGAGCUUUAGGAGGACUGGAUUUCCUGAGCGUCAAGAAUUAUUCAUGUGCACCUGCCCCAGAGGGCGGCAGCAGAGCAGAGCGGUUCUGUGCACUAGUCAGUCAGUACCAAGGGAUCCUUGAUACAAUAGAGAAGCUUCUCUACAAAUCCUGCCCUCGAUUUCUGUUGAGUGUUCUCAAUGCAGGGAAGGCAGAUCUGCAGAGGCAAGAGAAGCCUGAGACCUGGCUGUCCGGUGGCCCCUCUCCUGGUUCAGACCGUCUGCUGCUGGUGUGCCACAUCUCAGGAUUCUACCCAAAGCCUGUGUGGGUGAUGUGGAUGCGGGGGGAGCAGGAGCAACUGGGCACUCAGCGUAGUGAUGUCCUGCCUAAUUCAGAUGGGACCUGGUAUCUCCGAGCAACCCUGGAUGUGGUGGCUGGGAGGGCAGCUGGCCUAUCUUGCCGAGUGAAGCACAGCAGUCUAGGUGGCCAGGACAUCAUCCUCUACUGGGGACAUCCCAUCUCCAUCGGCUUGAUCUGUUUGGCAAUAAUAGUGCCCUCCUUGAUCCUUUCGAUAGGCCUUGCAUUAUGGUUUAUGAGGCGCUGGUCAUAUCAGAAUAUCCAGUGAGCACUCAUCACAUCUCCUUUCCCAUUAGGAAUAAGAGCUCAUGAUGUCUGCCAGGGUCAAAUUGUGAUACUCAUCGUAUUUCAUUAAAUCAGAGUUCCAUCCACUUGUACGAUGAAUCAUAAUCUGUACAACAGCAGAACAAUUAUUUUAAAACUGUGAACUUAUUGUAAGAUGGUAUUGAUAUUAAGAUCCAUCCAGAUUUCAUAGAUGUUAAAAUGCGAGAAAAACUGUGUAUCAGAAUAAAUGAAACGUGGAAUAUAUAUCUUAAUGGCAACAUCCCUUUAACUUUUCAUUUUAAAGUGUUUUUUUUCCUACUGUUUACAUGUCAUUGGUCAUAGUAGGAUAAAUAUAAUUGUGCAGGAAUGUAUUUGCGGAGAUGCUGAGUUUUUCAAGUGUAAUUUUUCUGUAUCUGUCUGGAUGACCUUCUAAUUCUCAAGGCCCAGCAGAGAUGCCACUUCCUCCAGGAAGCCUUCCCUCAUGCCACAGUGGAAACAACCCUGUCUGGUCUGGAGAGAGCCACUUUACUCUGUAUCCAUGGCAUUGCAGUUGUUUUUGUUUUUCUUCCCCUUCUACUUUGUAAGUUCCUUGAGGGUAGUGUUUGCCAUAUGUGGAUCCCUGGCAAGCUCUCUUACCUGUGUAUGUGUUUGCUUAGUAAAAAUGAUCUGAGUUAAUACAA
Molecule: messenger RNA, 2558 nt
Organism: Trichechus manatus latirostris (Florida manatee)
Lineage: Eukaryota; Metazoa; Chordata; Mammalia; Sirenia; Trichechidae
Product: T-cell surface glycoprotein CD1b
Exons: 6
Coding region: 884-1882 (332 amino acids)
Biological process (GO): antigen processing and presentation, endogenous lipid antigen via MHC class Ib; immune response; antigen processing and presentation, exogenous lipid antigen via MHC class Ib
Cellular component (GO): external side of plasma membrane
Molecular function (GO): endogenous lipid antigen binding; lipopeptide binding; exogenous lipid antigen binding
Source: RefSeq, a predicted model, not a curated record